GCUGAUCUAAAUGAGGCAGAGACAGGAAACACAGAAAUGAGAGGCGGUAAAACCAACCACUCUGUGCAAAAAAAGAAAUAAAAAUCUGCGGAAAAUACAGACAUGUAGCUCUGGGCUUGAUUUGAAAUAUAUUGCCCAUCUGCUCUGGAGCAGGACUGCCUGAGUUUCAAAUUUAAGUGACCUUGGACAAAUUACUUGGCCCCACUGGACCUCAGUUUUCUCAUCUAUCAAGGAUCUUUAUACCAUAUUCCUUAUUAAGUCAUUUUGAUAAUCAUGAAUUAGUAUGUGAAAAAGGUUUAAAUUGUAUUUUAUACAAAGUGGAUAUUUAUUAUGAUUAAAAUAGAAGUCUGCAUAGAAAUUAUAUUAUUCUAAAUAGAUUUACCUUUGUCUAUUUUUUCAGUAUUUUCCAAAUAUAUUUUGUAGAUAACUAUGAUGUUCAAACAUAUAAAAAAAGAUUCUCACUUCUCUGGUGCUAAUCAUAGGGUUCGUUUUACAAAAGUGCAGUGAUAAUUUCCUGUUUUGUGAUAUCUGGAACAUUUUAGAAGCUGGUCAUUUUACAGCUCCUUGCUCAUAUUACACAUAUGUGGCUCACCAACAGAUGAUCAAGAACAUUAUUUAAAUAUGCACUUUUUCUUUUAAAUUUCCUCAUAUGUGUCUUUGAAUUCCAUAGCCUCCAGCUCAACUCUCUGAUCCAGCGGCGCUCUUCUCCAGACAGCACUCAUCUGGGCCGUCCCUGAAUCAGCCUUGGAGCAUCAUUUCUCAUGGCAGUUUUUCAGACCACUCCAUGGAGGUUGAUUUCUGGAAUCUUAGGAGGAAUAAGUCUUUUGCUGAUGGCUAUCUUGGCUAUUUUAUUGAAUAAUUGGCAAGUUUCUCUAGCAUUCUCUCCAGGACUCAUCAUAGAACUGCAGGAAGGCUCUGACUGCUGUUCUUGUCCGGAAAAGUGGAUUGGGUAUCGGUGUAGCUGUUAUCUCAUUUUGAAUGAAGAAAAAACUUGGGCAGAAAGUAGAAAUUUCUGUGCUUCUCAGAAUUCCAGUCUGCUUCAGCUGAAAAGCAGAGAUGAAUUGGAUUUUUUGAACUACCGUCGACAGUUUUACUGGCUUGGGAUCUCUUAUAAUGAAACGCAUGGCACCUGGUUGUGGGAGGAUGGCUCUGCUCCCUCCCAAGAUCUAUUUUCAUUCUUUCAAACUUUAGACCCAAAGAAGUGCAUAGUGCAUAGUCCAAACAAAGAGAUUUUGGAUGAACCCUGUGGGGGAAAAAGGCCUUAUAUCUGUGAGCAACAGCUUAUUUAAGUGUUUCUUGGGAUGUGGUGGGGCCAGGGGGGCUGGGAGUUAUAAUGCAGGUCCAGGAUUAAUGAGAUUAGUAUCUUCAUCUCUUACAUUGGUAGAAAUUAUCUACUUCUGGGGUCUGUGAAAUGUUGACAUUUACGUCUUUUCAUACAUUUUACAUGUAUUUGAAGCCACGUGCUUUAAAAUUGUUAAAAUGUCUGUGUCUACACCGGAAAUUAUAAUGCAUCAAUGUAAAGACUUUUGAAAACAUUUUUAUUUACAUUACUGUGUGAAUUUGAUGAAUUUUUUACAUCAUUAUAAAGAUUUUUAAUACUAAAUUUUAUGUACUUUUAUUUAUAUAUUCUUGCAAAUUCUCUCUGUAAAAAUGUAAAUAAAUUUGACUUAAUAUUGAAUAAUACAUAUCAAUCUCAUUUUAGUUCUCUGUACUCACCACCCAGUGCCCUCGAGUCGAUUCCAAUUCAUAGCGACCCUAUAGGACAGAGUAACAUAUUAAAUUGGGAACUCUCAUUCUCACCUCACUUUUCUGAAAGUAAAAAUAAGUCUAAUGCUCUGUGUUAGUUUUCUCUGAACACAUACAUACAUGUAUACACAUACACACACAAACAUACAUAUAAAUGUGUGUGUACAUAUGUAUGUAUAUACACACUCACAUAUAUAUGGAAACACUGGUGGCAUAGUGGUUAAGAGCUAUGGCUUCUUAACAGAAGGUUGGUAGUUCAAAUCCACCAGAUGCAUCUUGGAAACCCUAUGGGCAGUUCUACUCUGUCCUACAGUUUUGCUAUGAGUCAGAACCGAUUCAACGGCAAAGGGUUUUAUAUACACAUAUGCAUAUAUGUAUGUGUGUGUGUGUGCGUGUGUGCGUGUAAAUUUAGAGGUGAAAGUGCUAUAUGUCAGUGUUUUCCUAUGUACCACUGAAGGGAACACAUUUCCAUUUUAUACUUAGAUGGUUAUAGAGUUUACAUGACAUUUUCCAGGGUAACAUGACCCAUAAAUCCAUAGAUUCCAGUUUUUUUCUCCCAUAAUCAAUCAUAGGCAAAGGAUUGGAUUGCACGUAAAACAAUCUGUAGGUGAGGACUCUGUCUAUGAAAAAUGAGUGUUUGCUAAGGUUUGUUAUUGACAAGUAUACAAAGACUCUUAACCAGGUCACAGCGCUUCUUUCUUUCCUAGGAGUCCCUUCCCUAGCCUAAAAGGAGAGAAGAAUUUUCAGCCCAAUGCAGGCAAUAUCCUUUUAAUCUGCAAAUGGGAAACUUUGCCAAACACUGAGAUCAAAAUAAAUUUAUCAAUUGAGACUAUUGAGAUAGGUAUUAUUAAUAUUUUCUGAAAAAUGUUGUUAUAAAUAGGCAGACAAUGAAAAGACACCAGACGUCACUGUAGAUGUAUUAGGUGGACCUCAAUUUCCUUCCCCCAGGUCUUUGUGCAGGCUUGAAUGACACUCUAGCUAUUGGAGUCACCAUUUGCCUUGAACAAGGGCACCAGAUAAGUAAGAGAUCACAGGAAAGACAGAAUAUGGUGACCUUCGGUGGACACUAGAGGAGGGGAUGAAACUUAAGAGAGAUGAUCUUGCAUCUUUGGGAAGGACACAUAACGUUUCAAAAAUAAAUUUAGAUAAGGAUUCAAACUUGGCUUGCAGUUUUGAAAGAAUUAAAGGAAGAAAUAAAAAAUGAGAACAAAUAUAUAUACAACCCACUGCUGCCAAGUAGGUUCCAACUCACAGUAAACCUAUAGGGUUUCCAAUUCGCUGUAUGAAAGUGGACUGCCACGUCUUUCUUCUGCUGGGCUGCUGGUGGUUUCUAACUGCUGACCUUUCAGUUAGCAGUCAAUGGCUUUAACCACUAUGCCACCAGGACUUCAGUGAUACACAAUGUGUAUACCUAAAUGUGUAUGAGUAUAUGUGUGUGUGGGUAUGUAAAACCAAACCCAUUGCCAUGAAGGUCAUUCUGACUCAUAGUGACAUUAUAGGAAUGGGUAGAACUGUCUCAUAGGGUCUCCAAGACUGUAAAUCUUUACAGAAGCAGACUGCCACAUCUUUCUCCUUUGGAGCACAGCUGGCAGGUUAGAACCACCAACCUUUCAGUUAGCAGGCAAACACUUAAUCACUGCACCACCAGGGCCUGAGAGAGAGAGAGAGAAAGGAGAGGUCCUGGGUGUGCAAUUCUAAAAUGAUACACGUGGGGGCACCAUAAGUCAGAAUUGACUACAUGGCAAAUGGUUUUUUACAAAUGUAUACAUAUAAAUAUGUGGUGUGUGUUUGUGUGUGUAUGUGUAUAUAUGUAACUUGAGCCUAGAGUUCUUCUACUGGAAAUGUCUUUGCUGACUUUUUUACUUCUGAGUCAAUGGCCUAAGGAAAGAAUGAAUGAUUUAAAUAUCACAAAACAUGGUUAUGAAAAAUUAGAAUAAUGCCCUCAAAAUAACUGAUCCUGAUAAUGUUAAAAGUAUAGUAAAGUCAUGGACUGAAUUAUGUCCCCCCCUAAAAAGUGUGUAUCAACUUGGUUAGGCCAUGAUUCUCAGUAUUUUGUGAUUGUCCUCCAUUUUGUGAUUGAAAUUUUAUGUUGAGAGGAUUAGGUGGGAUUGUAACACAACCCUUAUGCAGGUCACCUCACUGAUUCAAGGUAAAGGGAAUUUCCCUGGGGUGUGGACUGCACCACCUUUUAUCUCUCAGAAGAUGAAAGGGAAACAAACAGAGUGGGGGGACCUCAUUCUACCCAGAAAGCAGCACGAGAAGCAGAGCACGUCCUUUGGACAUGGGGUCCCUACACCUGAGAAGCUCCUCAACCAGAGGAAGAUUGAGGACAAGGAGCUUCCUCCAGAGCCCACAGAGAAAGAAUGCUUUCCCCUGGAGCUGAUGCCUUGAAUUUGGACUUUUAGCCUACUUCACUGUGAGGAAAUAAUUUUCUCUUUGCUAAAGCCAUUCACUUGUGGUAUUUCUGUAAUCCAGCACUAGAUGGCUAAGACAAUAGUCCCUUUGUGUGUCUAUUUUGUCACAAUUCUCACAAAUUUGUUACAUCCAAAUACAAAAGCUAUAGGCAAAAUCUUAAGCUCCCACUAAUUAAUACUUUUUUAUAUUGCCAAAAAAUGAGCAAAAUUAGGCAGCUUUCUGCUGUUUUGCUGUUGUCCAGCACAAAAACCAAGAACGGGUAGAUUUUGGGUAUAUACAUACCAUGAAAUACCAUGCAAUGAUAAAGAAUAAUAACUAGCGUCAGAAAGAUAACACAGGUGAAUCCAGAGGACGUUAUGCUGAGUGAAAUAACUCAAUCACAAAAGAGCAAAUGUUGCAUGGUACCACUUUAUAAAAAUUCAAGAAUAGGUUUACACACAGAAAGCAGUGUUCUCUGAUGGCUAUCAGCGAUGGGAGGGGAGGAAGGGAGAAUCACUAAAUAGUAGACACAUGUUACUUCUGGUAAAGGCAACAGAAAAUAUUGGAGAAGUCAGCACGAAGUGACCAAGGUAAAUGAAAACACUGAGGGAUACUUAAGAGUAAAGGACAACUAUGGUAGAUGCUAUAACAUACACAAUUCUGCAACAACAAUAAUGACAACCAACAAUUUGUGAGUGGUUAUACAGGUAGAUAUGUAUGCUACAUAGGUGUGGAGGGUGUAUGGGGGUACAUGUACGUGCAUAAAUAGGUACAGUUGUGAGCAUUUGUCUAUACAUAUCUGCAUCUGCUGCAUAUAUAUCCAUACAUAUAAUAGAGCACAUAGAAGGCACAGUUACAGGAACUUUUUAGACAUAAAUCCAAACACGUCAUGGGACGAAGUUACUGGACUUGAAGGCUAAGGGCCAUAGAGUUGGGGGACAACUAGGUCAAUUGGCAUAACCCAGUUCAUAAAGACAAUGUUCUACAUAGUUGUUUGGUGAGUAGUGUCUGGGAUCUUAAAAGCUUGUGAAUGAUCACCUAAGAUACAACUAUUGGUCUCUUCCCAUCUGGAGCAAAGGAAAGUAAAGGAAACCAAAGACUCUAGGAAGCAAUUAGUCCAUAGGUCUACUGGCCCACAUGAACCACAGCCUCCUCUAGCCUGAGACCAGAAGAACUAAUAGUGCCUGGUUACCACCAGCGAAUACUCUCACCAGGCACACAAUGCAAGAUCCUGAUUAGAAUGGGAGAAAAAUGUAGAACAAAACUCAGAUUUAUAAAAAAAAAAAAAAGACCAAAUAUACUGAACUGAUAAAGACUGGAGGAACCCCUGAGACUAUCACCUUAAGACACCCUUUUAACCUGGAACUGAAGCCACUCCCAACAUUACCUUUCAGCCAUAGUAGAUUGGCCUAUAAAAUAAACAAUAAUACCAAUGAGGAAUGUGCUCCUUAGAACAAUCAACUAUACAAGACCAAACAGGCAACAUUUGCCUAAAAGCAAAGAUGAAAAGUCAAGGAGGGUCGGGGAAAUUGGAGGACUAGAAAUGGGGAAGGCAGGGUGGCAAUGGGGAGAAUGCUGACAUGUUGCUGGGAUAGCAACCAAUGUCAUGGAAAAGAUUGUGUAUAGAUUGUGGAAUGGGAAACGAAUUUGCUGUGUAAAUAUUCACCUAAAACAAUUAAAUAUUUUUAAAAAGGGGGGUAGAUUUCAAAUUAGGCAAAGAAUCAUUUGUAAACAUCAUGUCUCUCAACUUGGAUUUGCAUAAAGGCUAGAUAAAGGAAAUUUCAUAUUCACGUUCUUCGAUAAGGAUCUAGAUUUUGGCAAUUAUGGUGGUUGAGUAAAAGCAACUUUAUAAACACAAUGUACACAAAUUAAAAGAUGGAAAAACUUUUUAUUUCAAGGAGGCUGAGAAAUCAAGCCAUAAAUCUUGUUUUUGUUGUUGUUGUUGAAGGUGAAAAGCUCAUCUUUACAAAAAGGUUCAUCUAUACGAAUAGUAAAAAACCAAACCAGUUAUUGUUGGAGACUUGGUGACGAAGUGCUUAAGAGUCACGGCUGCUAACCAUAAGGUCAGCAGUUCAAAUCCACCAGCUGUUCCUUGGAAACCCUAUGGGACAGUUCUGCUCUGUCCUAUCUGGUCACUAUGAGUCAGAAUUGACUCAACGAUAAUGGGCUUGGUGUUUGGUUUUGGUUAGUUAUCACUAAGGUGAUUCUGACUCAU
Molecule: messenger RNA, 6355 nt
Organism: Loxodonta africana (African savanna elephant)
Lineage: Eukaryota; Metazoa; Chordata; Mammalia; Proboscidea; Elephantidae
Product: natural killer cells antigen CD94-like
Exons: 6
Coding region: 762-1289 (175 amino acids)
Biological process (GO): positive regulation of natural killer cell mediated cytotoxicity; stimulatory C-type lectin receptor signaling pathway
Cellular component (GO): plasma membrane; external side of plasma membrane
Molecular function (GO): transmembrane signaling receptor activity
Source: RefSeq, a predicted model, not a curated record